GAGACUCAUAAGAUGGCGACCGCGGAACCGGAAAUAAAUAUAAAUCCACCCCGACAUGCUGAAGAAGAAGCAGAGACUGGUCAGGAGAUCGUGAGCCCUGAGAGCUACAUCAAACACCCCCUACAGAACAAAUGGUCUCUCUGGUUCUUCAAAAAUGAUAAGACCAAAACAUGGCAGGCAAACCUCCGCCUCAUCUCGAAGUUUGACACGGUUGAAGAUUUCUGGGCUCUGUAUAAUCAUAUUCAGUUGUCAAGCAAUCUGAUAUCUGGAUGCGACUACUCCCUCUUUAAGGAUGGCAUUGAGCCCAUGUGGGAGGAUGAGCGAAACAAGCGAGGAGGGCGUUGGCUGAUCACGCUCAACAAGCAGCAGAGGAGACAAGACCUGGACCGCUUCUGGCUAGAAACACUUCUCUGCCUUGUUGGGGAGGCUUUCGAUGACUAUAGUGACGAAGUGUGUGGUGCAGUAGUCAAUAUUCGCACUAAAGGAGACAAAAUCGCCAUCUGGACCGCAGACUUCGACAACAGGGAAGCCAUAACACACAUAGGGAGAGUCUAUAAGGAGCGCUUGGGAAUCCCCAUGAAGAUGACCAUUGGCUACCAGUCCCACUCUGACACCGCCACAAAGAGCGGCUCCACCACCAAAAACAAGUUUGUUGUCUGAAAAUGAACCGUGUGCCUUGUUUUGUUUGGUCUACUUUUCAUUGUGGGUAGGUUAUAUUUACUUAAUAUAGCAAUGGCUGCGUGACGAAAUCUGGGAAAAAUCCAUGACUAUAUACCAAAGCUUCAACAGAAACAGCCCUAGACCUGUGAACACAGGAAAAACUUUAUUAACAGGACACACUACUUUCUCUGGAACCCCCCCCCCACGCACACACACACACCUGCCAAUGCUAUUAAUUCACAUGUCAUAGCCAUGCAGGUGAACAUGCAAACCUCAAAAUGCAAAUGAAGAAUGUUCAUAGUAGGAAAUGUAAGAUGUUCUGAGUGUUCUUAUAAAGAAAGUUAUUUUUUUGAUUUAUUUAAUGGCAGGGAAUUCAUUUGAAAUGCAAAAAUAAAACAUUUCUCAGUGCCCUUGUAUACAGCAUUGUAAUUGCUGUAAUCCUUAAUGAUGUUACACUUUUUUAAUUUAUUAUACCAAUUUGCUUUUUAGCAUUUUUUUUAACUUGUUUUGUGCUAUGGCCUUAAAGGUGAUUUGUUUUUUGUAAUUUUUCUUUUUUUUAAUGCUAAAUGACAUGUUAUAGAAUAUCCUUUUUUGUGAUUUCACUUGUUUUUGAGAAACUUACCCUAACCAGCAAAUCACUUCUUCAUCCUUGUGUAGUUUAGGGGCCCUUCUAUAACAUACCAUUUACAUCAAAAAUAGGGAUUUGGUUGUAAAAAAAAAUACUUCUCCUUUGAACCUCAAGCGCAUGUAAUCAAGCCUUUCUGAUAAUUUCAUGACUCAAUUAGUCUUUGUUAACUACAUGAUUAAAACUUUGGUUUU
Messenger RNA from Oncorhynchus mykiss (rainbow trout), 1479 nucleotides. RefSeq names its product Eukaryotic translation initiation factor 4E-1A (gene if4ea). The record is from RefSeq and is marked provisional. Gene Ontology annotation, molecular function: translation initiation factor activity; RNA 7-methylguanosine cap binding. Gene Ontology annotation, biological process: translational initiation. Lineage: Eukaryota; Metazoa; Chordata; Actinopteri; Salmoniformes; Salmonidae. Gene Ontology annotation, cellular component: cytoplasm; eukaryotic translation initiation factor 4F complex.